This is a messenger RNA of Amphiprion ocellaris (clown anemonefish), 2480 nucleotides long. Its product is annotated as leucine-rich repeat-containing protein 19-like. The transcript has 7 exons. Gene Ontology annotation, molecular function: signaling receptor activity; protein binding. Bases 54 to 1109 code for a protein of 351 amino acids. Lineage: Eukaryota; Metazoa; Chordata; Actinopteri; Pomacentridae. The record is from RefSeq and is a predicted model, not a curated record. Gene Ontology annotation, cellular component: plasma membrane. Gene Ontology annotation, biological process: interleukin-8 production; positive regulation of non-canonical NF-kappaB signal transduction.
CGGUGACAGGUGAGUAAAAGUCAACCUUAGAGUCAGCAGAAGCACAGUGCAGGAUGAUGGGAAGGCUAACUCUCCUCCUGCUGUGGCUGACUGCAGUGUUAGUGAUGAAUAUAAUGGGAAAUACUGCAGAAACCGUGGAAGUUGAACCCCUGGUAAGAAACUUCACCAACCAGUUUCUAAAAGUCAUCCCUCCUAAUGACAGCAACUCCAGUGUUACUAAACUGGUGAUGGACGGGAACCUGAUUUCUCUGAAUGAGAUGGACCAACUGGCUCUAGCUAGCUAUCCCUCACUGCUAGAACUCCACCUGGAGAGGAACCUGAUCACUGCUGUUCCAGCCGACUACUUCUCUGAACUCCCUCACCUCAGAGUGCUGUCUCUGGCCAGGAACAAUAUCAGCAGCCUGGACCCUGAGGCUUUCUCUGGCCUGGAUGUCCUGACAGAGCUGGACCUGUCCUUUAACCUGCUGACCAGUCUUCCUGCACAGCUCAUCAGAGGGCUAAAUGACCUACAGAUGCUGAACCUACAGGGAAACCCCUGGAACUGUUCCUGUCCACUGCUGAGCACCAUUGGAGAGAAUACCGCAGCACACCUGACCAUUGGGGGACCAGGAGUCAUCUGUGCAUCUCCAGAAAAGCAGGCUGGAAGCAGUCUUUUGGAGGCUACAGCUCUGUUUUCUGCAUCGUCACUACCCACCAUCACUACAGAUCAACAGCUGUCAACAUCAGCCCACUCUCAACAGCCAAUCACUAUCCUGAAGACCACACUGUCAUCAGGCCAGAACCACAGCACCAGCAAAGACCGGACACCAGCGCUUGGGAACUCAUGGAAGUUCACAGUAUGUGUUGCAGCCUUGGCAGUAACAACCUCCAUCCUCAUCGUAUGUGCCAUCAAGGGCCCUUCCUGGUAUAAGCUCUUCGACAACUACCGCCAUCGGCGUCUCCAGCCAGAGGACGAGGGGGAGGACGGCAUGGUGUCCACAGUGUUCUCAGACAUAGGAAGAGACCUGAACCACCAGACAUUCACUUUUGAGCAACAGAAUGGGCAGAUAGGGAAGGAAGACGAGGAGGAUGGGUACUUUGAGGAUCCAUAUUUCAGGAGAGAUGAGUGACAUCAAGAUAAAGGGAGGAGAUUGUAGCAGAACCAAGACAAGAAGAUGCAAACAGCAAACAUAAGGAGCUUUUCAGCUUUCCUUUUCAGUAAAAGGAAAACGUGUCACGUGUGUUCUGUAAAACUAGGAGGACAAUGAGGGACUGUUUUAUAGCACCAGUAGAGCAUACGAUAAGGGACAUGCAGCAUACAUAAUGUUAGGUCCUUAACCUGAAUAAAAUUAGCUCACUAUUUAUUUUCCACAGACUGUCAAGUAUUAAAACAGUAAGGGUCACUAAAACCAAGCUCAGUGGUUCCUACUGGAAAAACUUUUUGCACAGUUUCAACACAUUUCCUCUGCUCCAUCGCACCAAGACAAAAACACCUGAAGUAACUACCAUAACAUGGGCGACCUCUGGGAGCGCUAUGAAUGUGUUUUUCUUCCAGUGGUUCCUGCAAAUGAUCAGCUAUAAAGUCCUAUAAGUUGUGGUGAAAACUGGCCAGAAUGUUAGCAAAGCCUCAUAAAAGGCAGGAAGACUGUAAGCUGGUGAACAUGGAUAGAAACAAUAUUCCUUUUAAAAUACUUUAAAAAUGGCUUUGCAAGUUUUUUGUGAGUAGAGGAAUGCACUUGGCAUGCUUUUUAGAGCACAAUGACAUACACAAUGUAUUUUAAGGAGUGACAUUUAAUUAUUUUUUUAACAUAUUAGUAACUCCACAAGGUACCUUUAAGAUUACACUCCAGCUUGUCAAUUAUCUCUGAAACUGCAAGGCGGUUUAGUUAAUUAGCUGUUUUCCAAUGCAGGAACUUGUGUGUUAUUUUGUUGGUUUCUGAGCAAUCCUAAGAAACUGAAGGAUAGGUUUUUACAGUGACUGAUUAAACUUGGAGAGGACAACAAAUGCUAUAGUUUCUGCUCUCUCAAUGUCAAAUAGCAGUCUUCUCUAAAAUUGUCUAUAUAAACUAAAAUAACAAACCCCUAUUGUUCUACUUCCUAUGUGCUCAUGGAACUGGGAUUAUGUCCACUAACUACUGCUGAAGCUGGUACGUCCAACACUGCAAUAAAAACAGACAGCCUGAGAUGGCCAAUUAGGUGGCUCUUCCUGAAGAAGUUCAUGUCACUUUGCACCUGUCCUGAGAUCCAGCAGUGGAAAGCCUCCUAAUGUUUGCUCUUCAGGAUGUGAUGCAGAAUUGGUGCUGCCCAACACUAACCCUAACCGUCUUUAACUCCUUCUAGCUUCUUGGUCGUUAGUUAGAUAUUGCACUUUUGAAUAUCAAAAACUAUAUUGCACUUUUUGUGUAUCAAAAGCUGGGACAAAUAUUACAUCUAACUUAAAUAAUGUAAUUCCUGAAUAUGAACCUGUGUCUUCAUGUGUAAUAAACGAAACAACACUUGGA